AUGCUGUGGCUUGCUGCUCAAAAUGCAGACAUCCCCUUGUUGAGCUCCAGCUCUGGCAAACGAAAAUAUGUUCGGAGGAAGCUGUUGCAGCUCGUCACCACUCUACUCAAACCUCUGAGCGAGAUGGCUUUCAGUGGAUACGAAGGGCUAAGCAAUUCGAGCGCUGGUGGGGCAUCCUCACAGUAUCUUGACGAGUGUAUGGCCUACGUUCAUCUCGCCAUGGUCACCUCGGCAAGCGCAUUCACUCGCGCGAGUCUUCGAUGGUGGAAUAUGGCUUUCUCAUUAGCCAGAGAGAUCGAUCUGCACCAACCGUUGCUCGAUCACGAUGGCUAUCCACCAGCAGACGCCACAUCUAUCCAAGAGAGCCCUGCUGGUGACGUUCGGGACAGUGUUCGCGAAGCUUCUGGCAGGAACGCCUUUCUGGCCGAAGAACGCAAGCGUGUGUAA
Molecule: messenger RNA, 447 nt
Organism: Aureobasidium musti
Lineage: Eukaryota; Fungi; Ascomycota; Dothideomycetes; Dothideales; Saccotheciaceae
Source: the annotation of a GenBank genome assembly